This is a messenger RNA of Paracoccidioides lutzii Pb01, 516 nucleotides long. Its product is annotated as ARP2/3 complex 21 kDa subunit. Gene Ontology annotation, biological process: Arp2/3 complex-mediated actin nucleation; regulation of actin filament polymerization. The transcript has 4 exons. Gene Ontology annotation, cellular component: Arp2/3 protein complex; cytoskeleton. Gene Ontology annotation, molecular function: actin filament binding. The annotation marks the transcript as partial. The record is from RefSeq and is a predicted model, not a curated record.
GCAUGUCACGCAUACUCCGGAGAUAAAUCAGAAACUUAUCCCUAUUCUCACACAUGUCUGCCAAUAGGAAAUUUCCCCGUCCUGCCUCUCCGCACGCGAACCCGUGGCCCCGCAUACACCCUUCCGGCACUCCCUCCCGGCACCCCGGAGUCAAACAUUGACCCGGACAGCGAAUCAUACGACUGCCUCGAUGAAAUUCUCUCCCUAUACCGUGCAAAUACCUUCUUCCGAAAUUUUGAAAUCAAGGGCCCCGCGGAUCGCAUGCUGAUAUAUGGCAUCCUGUUUGUCAGCGAAUGCCUUACCAAAGUUAAACCGGGCAUGCCUGCCAGAGAAGCGGAAAAGGCCUUUGAACCACCUCGCGAUCGCCAGGAUGCAGAGGCUUUAAGACAAUACAUCUCUCAGGUUCGACAAGAACUCGCCAUUCGAUUACAUUCUCGCUUAUACCCCGAAGGAGUUGGUCCGUCAAAGUGGUGGCUCGCUUUUGCCAAGCGAAAGUUUAUGGGCAAGCAGCUAUGA